This is a messenger RNA of Gadus chalcogrammus (walleye pollock), 1034 nucleotides long. Its product is annotated as aquaporin-10-like. Bases 16 to 894 code for a protein of 292 amino acids. The record is from RefSeq and is a predicted model, not a curated record. Gene Ontology annotation, biological process: water transport; glycerol transmembrane transport. The transcript is spliced from 7 exons. Gene Ontology annotation, molecular function: water channel activity; glycerol channel activity; urea transmembrane transporter activity. Lineage: Eukaryota; Metazoa; Chordata; Actinopteri; Gadiformes; Gadidae. Gene Ontology annotation, cellular component: plasma membrane; basolateral plasma membrane.
AUUUCCCUGUCAGAGAUGGGGAAACUGAGGGUGAAAUACGCACUGAUACGGGAAUGCAUGGCAGAGUUCAUUGGGACCUUUGUCUUAAUGAUGUUUGGCUGUUCGGCAGCAGCACAGGUCAAGACCAGCAGAGAGACCAGAGGCCAGUUCCUCUCAGUUAACAUGGCCUUCUCUGUUGGGGUGAUGUCAGCAAUGUACCUCACCAUGGGCAUCACUGGGGCUCAUCUUAAUCCUGCUGUGAGCCUGAGUUUUUGUGUGUUGCGCAAGGUUUCCUGGACCCGGCUGCUUCCCUACUCUCUCUCCCAGGUGAUGGGUGCCUAUGUGGCAUCUUGCCUUGUCUUUUUGGUCUACUAUGACGCCAUAAUGGAAUUUAGUGGAGGUGAGUUAACUGUUUACGGACCCAACGAGACGGCGUCCAUCUUUGCCACAUACCCCUCAGAAUAUAUCUCUCUCGGCAGAAGUUUCCUUGAUCAGGUCGUCGGGACAGCCAUGCUGUUGCUAUGUAUUCUGGGUCUGGGGGAGGAGAGGAACACACCGGCGCCCCCAGGCCUGAUCCCCCCCAUCGUGGCGACGAUAGUCCUCGGUAUAGCCAUGUCAAUGUCAGCUAAUUGUGGAGGUGCAAUAAAUCCUGCGCGAGACCUGGGACCACGCCUCUUCACACUAACAGCAGGCUGGGGCGGAGAGGUCUUCACGUGUUACAAUUACUGGUUCUGGGUGCCGCUGGUGGCUCCCAUGAUAGGAGCUGUCUUGGGGACUCUGACGUAUAAGGUCUUCAUUGAAUGGCAGCUCCCUGACCCGGACCUCCCCUCGGACCUGCCCAUCCCUCCCAUCCCCACCAACAUCAUCAUCAUCGUCUGGCUGUGGAAUGUUCCUCCGCUUGCAAAGGUUGUGUAGAAUGGCACAUACAGUGAUUACUGUGCUUGCCCUCUCUGGGGUGAGGCGUAUUUCGCCGUGGAGGACAUGAAACCGACGUUUCAUCUGCCCAAUUCCUCUCUCCACAACAUUUCGUGUAUGUUUGUGUGGUCGCAAAGAGC